Molecule: messenger RNA, 270 nt
Organism: Penicillium vulpinum
Lineage: Eukaryota; Fungi; Ascomycota; Eurotiomycetes; Eurotiales; Aspergillaceae
Exons: 3
Source: RefSeq, a predicted model, not a curated record
CCUAAGCAGCCUAACAGCACCGAUUCCCCCUUAGUAAUUCGAUACUUCUCGGACACCCCUAACAGCCGGUAUAGUGUAUUAGAUAACGAGGAAGACAAUAAGGGAAACGAGGUCUACUUCCUGUUUCCUUAUAAGCUGGUUACCUACGUUUCGGUCUUAAUCCGCGAGGUCACUAGUAGCUUUAACAACCUCGUCAAAAACCACUGUCACUUAUAUAAUCUAGCUGGGACCUAUAUCCCCGCUGCUGUGUAUAUAUCCUACGAUAUAUAG